AUGACCGCCCGAGACUCGCGCCCCUCCGCGCUGGAGAACCUCGCGGCGGCGGAGAACAGCGCGCCUCCCUCCCCCCUCGCGCUGACGUCCUCCGCGGGCGCGGUCGCGACGUUCAGAUCCGCGGAGGCGGCCGCCCCCGCGAAUCGUCUCGCGCACGUCUCGGAGCGCUUCGCGCGGUUCUACAGCGACCUCGAGAACGAGAAAGCGUCGAGAAGAGAGGUCGAGACCGGGCGCAGGAACGCGCUGUACGACCAAGUCCAGAGGCUCGAGCUCGAGCUCGAGAACGAGACGAAGCGCCGCGCGGACGCGGACGAGGAGACGCGACGCGCGAUCGAGCGCGAGCUGAAAAACUUCGAACGCGCCGCGGAGACGCGCGUGCAAGACGCCCUCGCCGGCGUCAAAUCCACCCUCGACACCCUCGCGUCCUCGCUCGCGGAGCUCCACGCGGGCCUUCGCGAGGAACGCGAGCAGCGGAGGGUCGACGUCGAGCACCUCGCGAGCAGCGUCGUCGCCAAGGUGGACGAGUGCGCCUCCGCCGUCGACGACGAGCGCGUCGACCGGCUGCGACGCGAGGCGGCGACGCUGAGACGCGUCGGCGAGGACGUGCUGCGGCUGCAGGAGAAGGUGGACGGCGAGCGGAGCGUCCGCGAGGCUGCUCUCGCGGACGUCUCGAGCGCGGUGGCGGAGCUGCGGCGCGCGAAGCGAGGGGACGAGGACGCCUUCCACGUCGUCGCGUUGGGCGAGAUCGCCGCGGCGGCGAUCAACGCGGAGAAGGAGGAACGCGUCGCGGAGGACGAGAGCAUCGUGCGCGCGAUCAACGAGUACACGCGCGCGCUUCAGGAUGGGCUGCGGAUCGUGAACCAGAGCUGA
Micromonas pusilla CCMP1545 is the source of this 870-nucleotide messenger RNA. RefSeq lists its product as uncharacterized. Lineage: Eukaryota; Viridiplantae; Chlorophyta; Mamiellophyceae; Mamiellales; Mamiellaceae. The transcript is spliced from 3 exons. Gene Ontology annotation, molecular function: structural constituent of cytoskeleton. The record is from RefSeq and is a predicted model, not a curated record. Bases 1 to 870 code for a protein of 289 amino acids.